Propithecus coquereli (Coquerel's sifaka) is the source of this 1368-nucleotide messenger RNA. RefSeq names its product leucine zipper protein 4 (gene LUZP4). The record is from RefSeq and is a predicted model, not a curated record. NCBI's taxonomy places the organism in Eukaryota, Metazoa, Chordata, Mammalia, Primates, Indriidae.
AUGUCCUCGUUUUCAAAGCUAGUAUUUUCGCGGAAGGUGCUGCCAGACUGUGGCAACGCAGGAAAGCCGACCUUUCUGGAUAUGUCUCUAGCUGAGAUUAUAAGUUUUAGAAAGAUAGAAAACACAAGCACUGAAGAAAUAAUGAAUGAGAAAGAGAACUAUAGAAAAAAUAACUGGUAUCCAAAAUGGCAGUCAAGGUCUCGUAGGCACCACGGGCAGAGAGAAUACUCAAGAUACAGAAACAACUUUGGGGAAAGAAAUUGUGAUAACAACCCACACCAAGAACCUUCUGGAUUCAACUAUGGACGAGGCCCUUUUAACAGGCAGCCUUUAAUUGAGCAGGAGAAGUACAGUGACAUUUAUAAGGCCCAAGCAGAGAAGAAUCGAGGCCAAUCAGAGGGGCACCAGCAUCAAUCAGAAGGAAGUCAAGAUGAUUGGGAAGGAUCUCUGGGCCAACCAGAAGAAAAUCGACACCAUUCAGAGGGAUUCCAAAGCCACUUGCAGAGAUCUCAUUAUCAAUCAGAGAUAUCUUAUGGUCAAUUAGAGAGAUCUUAUGACCAAUCAGAGAGAUAUUAUGGUCAAUCUGAGAUAUCUCUUGGCCAAUCAGAGAGAUUUUAUGGUCAAUCAGAGAGAUCUUAUGGUCAAUCAGAGAGAUCUCUAGGCCAAUCAGAGAGAUCUUAUGGUCAAUCAGAGAGAUAUCAUGGCCAAUCAGAGAGAUCUUAUGGUCAAUCAAGAGAUAUCAUGACCAAUCAGAGAGAUCUGAUGGUCAAUCAGAGAGAUAUCAUGGCCAAUCAGAGAGAUCUUAUGGUCAAUCAGAGAGCGGCCAAUCAGAGAGAUCUUAUGGUCAAUCAGAGAGAUCUCAUGGCCAAACAGAGAGAUCUUAGUCAAUCAGAAAGAUCUCAUGGCCAAUCAGAGAGAUGUCGAAGCUACUCACCAGUAGGAAGAAUGCAAACACCACCCAGAACUGAUUCUGAAUAUUGCAGUGCUUUUAUGAUGAAUCAAAGGAGUGAAUACUACCAGAAACAGAUGCAGGAAAGAAAUAAUCAAAUGAAUAUGAAACAAACACUAACACCAGAAAAUGAGGGCAACAACAAUGAUGAAGAUGAGAUAAACUCUGAAAGAUCCAUAAGACGUGAGUUUAAAGAUUUACUCCUGAAAAGAAAAUAUGCUGCAAUCGACAAUUCUCCGAAUAAGCCCAAAGGAGUAUGCUUGGAAUUCGAGUAUCAGGCACUGGGUAAUCAGAUCGCCUACAAAGUGCUCACUGGCUCAGUUCCUCCAGUGCUGCCUACAGGAACUAUCUCGAGUGGCAGUAAACCAACUACCUCUUCAUCCAUACUCCCCCCAACCAGUGACCCCUCCACCAGCUGA